Messenger RNA from Nanorana parkeri, 1090 nucleotides. It is a transcript of the gene PPT1, whose product is annotated as palmitoyl-protein thioesterase 1. Gene Ontology annotation, biological process: receptor-mediated endocytosis; protein depalmitoylation. Lineage: Eukaryota; Metazoa; Chordata; Amphibia; Anura; Dicroglossidae. The coding region runs from base 23 to 913 and encodes 296 amino acids. The transcript is spliced from 9 exons. Gene Ontology annotation, molecular function: palmitoyl-(protein) hydrolase activity. The record is from RefSeq and is a predicted model, not a curated record. Gene Ontology annotation, cellular component: lysosome.
GGGAAGUGUCGCUCACACUGCAAUGGAGGGAGUGAAGUUUGUCGUGUUCGCGGUCUGGAUUGUCGCUGUGUGCGGAGAAACUUUUGUGGAUAAGGCUGGAGCGCCAGUCCCGCUGGUUAUAUGGCAUGGCAUGGGCGAUUCCUGCUGCAACCCCAUGAGUAUGGGGGGCAUAAAGAAGCUGGUGGAGCAGCAGAUCCCUGGAAUAUACGUGCUGUCUCUGAAGAUAGGAAACACCAUUCCCUAUCUAAGAAAUAGUUUCGGUCAGGUCGAUAUUGUUUGUAAUCAGCUUGCACAGGACCCAAAUCUUCAGCAGGGCUACAACAGCAUGGGCUUCUCCCAGGGCGGACAGUUCUUGAGGGCUGUUGCCCAGAGAUGUCCUUCACCUCGUAUGAAGAAUCUCAUUUCAAUUGGAGGACAGCAGCAAGGGGUUUUUGGCUUCCCUCAAUGUCCUGGAGAACGCUCACGUUUUUGUGACUGGAUCAGAAAGCUUUUGAAUAGGGGUGCUUACUCCAAGGCCUUGCAGGAAUAUCUGGUGCAAGCAGAGUAUUGGCAUGAUCCACUCAAUGAAGAGGAAUACAGAAAUGGCAGCAUUUUCCUGGCAGAUAUCAAUCAGGAGCGGGGUAUAAAUGAAAGUUACAAGCACAAUCUCCAGGCUCUGAAUAAGUUUGUCAUGGUGAAAUUCCUCAAAGAUUCCAUGGUGGAUCCUGCUGACACAGAGUGGUUUGGAUUCUAUAAGCCUGGACAAAGCAAAGAGGUCGUGAUGUUGCAAGAAAGCUCCUUGUAUAUCGAGGAUCGCUUGGGUUUGAGAGAGAUGGACAAGGCUGGAAAGCUGGUGUUCUUAGCUGCAGAUGGUAACCACCUCCAGUUUUCAGAAGAAUGGUUCAAUGAGAAAAUCCUGCCUUUCCUCCACUAAUGUUUUUGCAGCUUAUUUCCUAAAAAAAAAAAGGCAUUCCUGCCAAUUGCACUAGAUUAACAUUCACUAUAACUUGAACCUCUUACCAUUAGGACUAGGAGCAAUAACAAUGCACAUACUCCCCACAAAGUGGAAGCAUUCAUUUACUACAUUAUUUCUACCUUAUCACUAGGGUAC